This is a messenger RNA of [Candida] anglica, 1616 nucleotides long. The record is from the annotation of a GenBank genome assembly. Lineage: Eukaryota; Fungi; Ascomycota; Pichiomycetes; Serinales; Debaryomycetaceae.
CAAAUAUUAGUGAUAUGUCUCGUUUGAAGUCUUUUGACUUUGACGAGUCCAUUACCAAUCGAAGUAGUGCUUCGAUCAAGAAGAUGCACAUGAGUAGCGAUGAAGAAGAUGUUGAUGAUUUGGAGUUUGAUGACACCAACUUGGAAACACCUCGAAGUAUCAAACGCGGAGUAAAUAGUAGUAGUUCCAAUACGAUACAUCGUAACUUCACUGUGAAAAACACGAGUAUAAAAGUUCCACUUAAUGAUGAAGAUGAUGGUACUAAUCAAUCCGUGUCCGGUAGGAAACGUUCUAUUGUAUCGACACCAUUAAUAAAGUAUCGUUCAAGGAAUGGAACUCCACUUAGACAGCCACCAAUUACAAGUGGUCAUAUUUCCAGCAAUAAUGAAGAGGUAGAUCUAAUCAGAGAGAGUAAACUAAUUUCAGAUGACAACAAGUUUUCCCCCAAGGAACACUUCAAGAACUUAUCCUCGCCAAGAAAGAGUCCCCUUCGAAGCCGCAACAAUAAUGAAAUUGUAUGGCCACCAGCAAAUCUAAAGAUGUCUCCAUUAGAUUUUUCUAACGUAGGCAACGGGAAUAAAGAAAAGAAAACUGAAGCAGUACAGAUUCCUCGGGAUAUUGAGUUUGAUGCAUCUGACGGAGAGGACGUCAGCAAGAGAAACAUCUCUACAAACUUCACUAGAGUACCCAGAGUCACCGAAGAACAGGCUUCCAAGGAUGAUCAAAUCAAUGGGAUCGACUACGAUGGUGAGAGCGACAGUCUGUCAGCUCAUGAAAAUGAUAUAUCUCGAGCGGAAAUUUUAGAGAAGAUUAAUGCGACAAUUCAGUCCAUCCGAGAAAGAGAGAUGACAGAAAAGUCAAACACUUCCCGAACCAGUAGAAAAUCUCCUGUGGUAAUUGCUAGGUCAGGCUCUCCUGCAAUCAGUAGUAAUAAAGAUAGGGAAGAAAGAAGCCCUACUCCUCAACCAAACCAUAACGCACUCUUAGAAUCUGCGUCCAUCUCAGACAAUGAACAUGAUUAUGUAAACGAGGACAUUUUAAAUGAAUUAGAUUCAUAUUUACCACCACCUGACCCUCAACCACAAUCUGAGCCUCAAUUAUUUCCUUCACUGUUACCAAAGGCUCCGGAAAAUGAGUUAAAUUCUCCACAAAGGGGGACUGAUAAUGACCGAUUAUCACAAAAAUAUGCUCGAAAUAUUUUACGUGGACGAAGAAAAACAGUUCUUGAAAAGGAAAAAGAAAAGGGAAAGGAGGCAGAUUGGCCUGCUUAUAAAUGGUCCAAACUUCAUAAGAUCAUAAAACUCAAGAAACUAUCCAUUGGUGAUAUUGUCAAUAGCACACUCAUAAGAGAAGGUCUUGGUGCUACACGACAGGAACUAGCCAGUCGUGCAAAGUUUCUUGUUGAGGUAGAAAAGAAACUAGAGCAAAACUCCAAACAUACAAGAAAGUUACCACGUCGCCGAGGAAAAAUAGGAGCUAAAUCACCACUUAUGACGAAGAAAAGGAAAUAAUUAGUCUUGGUCUUGUAAUAUUAGAUGUACAUGUAUAGAUAAAAUGUAUUAUAUUAUCAUUUAAUUGCUUUUAUAUACCUAUGCUAUUCUCCCGUUAGACCUUCG